Messenger RNA from Pyrus x bretschneideri (Chinese white pear), 2132 nucleotides. RefSeq names its product leucine aminopeptidase. The coding region runs from base 1 to 1968 and encodes 655 amino acids. The record is from RefSeq and is a predicted model, not a curated record. The transcript has 4 exons. Gene Ontology annotation, molecular function: zinc ion binding; metallopeptidase activity. Gene Ontology annotation, cellular component: cytosol. Lineage: Eukaryota; Viridiplantae; Streptophyta; Magnoliopsida; Rosales; Rosaceae. Gene Ontology annotation, biological process: proteolysis.
AUGUUGAAAGGCAUAGCCAAAAUAAUAACCAGAAAACUGAAGAAAUAUUGUUUAUUGCUCUCUGUCUAUUUAAAUUCCUUAUUUGUCCGUUUCCGGUUCCACGCUCUAAAGCCUAAGCAUUUCCCGAUGGCGCCCAUCGACCCUCACUCGUUUACUGACUCGACUCACCCACUCGCCACCCAUAUUUCCCUCUCCUUCUUCUUCGACUUCCCCUCCUCCACCAUCCACGCCUCCGCCCUCCUCACGCUCCCCGCCUCGUACUCCGGCCCACUCUCCCUCGACAUCCGUGCCCUCACCGUCCACUCCGUCAUCGACCCCCAUAAGCCCUCCCGUCCUCUCUCUUACGUCAUCUCCCAUCCUGACCCAAUCAAAGGCUGCCACCUCACCUUCACCCUCUCCAACGCAGCCUCCGUCUUAAUACUGUACUCCACCUCCCCCUCCUCCUCCGCCCUCCAGUGGCUCUCCCUUCCCCAGACCUUUAACAAGACGCUGCCGUUUGUCUACACCCAAUGCCACGCCAUCCACGCGCGCUCCGUGUUCCCCUGCCAGGACACUCCCGCUGCGCGUGUGCGCUACGCGGCCAAGCUCAACGUCCCCCGCCAGCUCUCCGCCGUCAUGUCCGCGCGUCACGUCUCUCGCCGCGACCCGAUCGCCGGCGAGGGGUCGGCGCUGGUCUCCGGCGACGCCUUGUGGUGCUCUGAGAACAGGGUCGUUGAGGAGUUCGUCAUGGAGCAGCCAAUCCCGCCGUACCUGUUCGCGUUCGCCGUCGGUGAGCUGGGGUUCCGGGAGGUGGGCCCUAGGACUAGGAUUUACUCUGAGGCGGUGCCGGCGGUGCUUGAAUCGGCGGCGACGGAGUUCGCGAGCACCGAGGACAUGAUCAGGCAAGGGGAGGCCUUGUUUGGGCCGUACGUGUGGGAAAGGUUCGAUCUUUUGGUGCUGCCCCCGAGCUUCCCGUACGCUGGAAUGGAGAAUCCGAGAAUGACGUUCGUGUCGCCGACGGUGCUCAAAGGCGACGCCAGCGGCGCGCAGUUGGUGGCGCACGAGCUGGCUCAUAGCUGGACUGGGAACUUGAUCACCAACAAAACUAAUGAGCAUUUUUGGCUGAAUGAGGGUUUCACGACAUAUGCUGAUAGGAGAAUUGUUGAGGCUGUGCAAGGCGAGGACAGAGCUGCAUUGAAGAUUGGAAUCGGCUGGCGGGGUUUGCACAAGGAAAUGGAGAGGUUCAAGGAUAGCUUGGAGGUCACAAAGCUGAAAACCAACCAGGAAGGAGUUGAUCCAGAUGAUGUGUAUUCUAGAGUUCCAUAUGAAAAGGGUUUCCAGUUUCUAUGGCGCAUCGAACGUCAGGUUGGAAGGCCUGCGUUUGAUGAGUUUCUGAAGAAAUACAUUGCCACCUUCAAGUUCCAGUCAAUUGAUACCGAUACAUUUCUCGAGUUUCUGAAGGCAAACCUACCUGGAAUAGAGAAAGAGGUUGACUUAGUGUUGUGGACUGAGGGCACUGGUAUCCCUCCUGAUGCGUAUGAACCGGUUUCUAACAUAUAUGCAAAGAUUGUGUCCAUGGCAAAUGAAUUUAAGCUUGGUAAGUUGCCGGGUGAGGAUGAAGUUGCUGACUGGAGAGGGCAGGAGUGGGAACUCUACUUGGAGAACCUCCCCAAGCCUGUUGAACCUUCACAGAUUGUAGAGUUGAACUCGCGCUUCAGGCUGGCAGAAUCGAAAGAUUAUGACGUGAAGGUGACAUUUCUUCUGCUGGCCAUUGCUUCCAAGUGCAAAGACUACUUGGGCGAGGUGGAGAGAACUUUGAAGGAAGUUGGGAGGAAGACGUACCUUGUCCUCCUCUACAGGGCUCUUGUGGAAGGCAAUGGAAAUGAAGAAGAGAAGAUUCUGGCCAAGCAGGUGUUUGCAGCCGCUCGCGAGACUUACCACCCUAUAGCUCAAGGCGGUAUCGAGACAAUUUUAAACAAGCACUGCUGAAAUUGUGUGUGAGAAUGUAGAGUACACGAACCGCAAUCUGGAAGCCAAUCCUUGACUUCGUUGUUGGCUACGUCCUAAUCUCUGAGAUCUGUAGGCUGUGCAUCUUUGUUGAUGCUUCUGCUGAUGUGAAUGAUCUCGUAAAUAAAAUGUAGCUGACUUUUGUA